UCAUUCUUUCAUUUCAUACUGAUCGCUUCAUUCUCGCAUCUCUUGUGUACACUUGACACUUAGUGGGAGGUUCUGCUUUACAUAUAUCACUCUGAGCGUCUCGUCUUGUCACUACAAGCAAAAUGUCUCAGCAAAUGGAGCAAAUCCGAAGGAAAGUAACGAUGUUACGGACUGAAGUCGAGGAGGCGCAGGCGAGGGCGGCUGAAGGAGAGAGGCGACUCGAAGAGGCGAAUGACAAGAUUGAUGAGCAAGAGAGAACGAUCGCUAGUCUUAACAGCAAGAUCAACAUGCUGGAGAACGAAAUUGAAUUAGAGCACAAGAAGUACGUAGACAUGAAGGAGUCGUAUGAUGCUUUGGUCAACGAGUUGGGAGAAAUCUGAAAAUUUGAUAUCAACUGAUCCUGUUACUUUCAGUAGUGUGUAGUCAUAUUGUAGUUGGGAUAGACUUCAUUUGUAUGGUAACUUUAUGAAUGGUUCACUGAGUUUUCACUUCAUAAUUUAGAUAAGAUUUCUGAUGUUGAACAUAGUGAAAGGUAAAGAGCUGUA
This is a messenger RNA of Corticium candelabrum, 545 nucleotides long. RefSeq names its product tropomyosin-like. Bases 123 to 380 code for a protein of 85 amino acids. The record is from RefSeq and is a predicted model, not a curated record. Lineage: Eukaryota; Metazoa; Porifera; Homoscleromorpha; Homosclerophorida; Plakinidae. The transcript is spliced from 3 exons.